This is a messenger RNA of Nerophis lumbriciformis (worm pipefish), 945 nucleotides long. NCBI's taxonomy places the organism in Eukaryota, Metazoa, Chordata, Actinopteri, Syngnathiformes, Syngnathidae. The record is from RefSeq and is a predicted model, not a curated record.
AUGUCCGCUAAUGGAGGCUCGCCGGUCGGCCUGUUGUCUUAUGAGACUCUGGUUCACGCUAUGGCAGGUGCAAUGGGCAGCGUGACAGCAAUGACCACCUUCUUCCCUUUGGACACAGCAAAAAGUCGACUGCAAGUUGAUGAGCGCAGAAAGUCCAAAUCCACACCAGUUAUCCUGGCUGAGAUAGCACAAGAAGAGGGCAUUCUCGCUUUGUAUCGAGGCUGGUUCCCGGUCAUCUCCAGCCUCUGCUGCUCCAACUUUGUCUACUUCUACACCUUCAACACGCUGAAAAGGCUGACGCCAACCAGGCCGCACCAGUCGAGACUCGGCAUAGACCUGCUCACGGGCAUCAUAUCAGGUGCGGUCAAUGUGAUCCUAACCACGCCCAUGUGGGUUGUCAACACUCGUCUAAAGCUUCAGGGAGCCAAAUUCAGAAAUGAGGACCUUCAUCAGACUCAGUACAGGGGCAUUUUUGAUGCAUUCUCCCAGAUCAUAGCAAAAGAGGGCGUAGGAACGCUUUGGAACGGCACUCUGCCUUCGCUCAUCCUGGUCCUCAACCCAGCUGUGCAGUUCAUGUUCUAUGAGUCCAUGAAGAGAAGGGCAGGGAAAGGAGGCAGAAAGAUAUCGUCAGCAGAAAUCUUCCUCAUUGGGGCUGUCGCCAAAGCCAUUGCUACAACCGCCACAUAUCCACUGCAGACAGUUCAAGCCAUCCUCAGGUUUGGCCAGUACAAAGGUGACGGCAAGGGCGGCCUGACUGGAAGCCUGGCAAACAUUUUCGCGUUGCUGAUGGACCGAAUUAAAAAGCACGGUGUUCUCGGUCUGUACAAAGGCUUGGAGGCUAAACUGCUCCAGACGGUGCUGACGGCCGCCCUCAUGUUUGUCGUGUACGAGAAGAUCACCGCCGCCACCUUCAAAAUUAUGGGCCUGCACAGGAAGCGAAUGUAG